AUGGAAAACUCAGAUCAUCAUUCCUCACGCACGAUUUUCGACCCAAUUCAUGGUCACGUCACAUUUUCAUCAAAGAUCUGAACUUUUAUAGACAACCCAGUCUUCCAGAGGUUGAGAAAUGUAAAGCAGCUCGGCACAUCCAAUUAUGUGUUCCCAGGGGCAACUCAUAGCCGCUUUGAGCAUUGUUUAGGCGUUGGAUAUUUAUCAAGGAAGCUCUUAGCCACCAUCAAAAAAAAGCAGCCAGAGCUCGAAAUCUCAGAGAAUGAUCUCACAAAUAUAACCCUUGCUGGAAUCAUGCAUGAUCUCGGACAUGGACCUUUUUCGCAUGUUUUCGAUGCAGAGGUCGUCCCAGCUCUUGGGAUCCACAAUUGGACACAUGAAGAAGCUUCAGUCAGCUUGCUCAGGUAUAUGAUUGAUACUUAUAACUUGGACAUAGAGCAAGAAGAUAUAAGAAAAGUAUCAAAUUAUAUAACAGGGGCAGGAUGCGGGUUUAUGGACCAAAUAGUAAACAAUCGACUGAACUCGAUUGAUGUCGACAAAUACGAUUACAUUAAAAGGGACUGCUACUGCUUAGGCUUCCGAGAGUUUCCUCUAGAUAUAGACAGACUUAUGAAAAACUCCAAAGUUAUUGACGACACUAUUUGCUAUCAUGAAAAAGUGGUCCAUAGCGUCUACAGUCUGUUUCAGAACAGGUUUUCACUGUUCCAGCAGUGCUACUCACAUAGAGUGGAGCAGUCUAUCGGAUUAAUGUUUACUGAUGCCAUUGUAGCUGCCGAGUCUGUGCUGAACAUCAAAGAAAGAAUAGCUGAUCCUGCACUUUAUUAUCAGGUGACUGAUAAUAUCAUCAACGAAAUUAUGAUAACCAAAGAUAGCCAGCUUGAUUCUGCAAAAGAGAUUAUCAAUAGGAUCCAGAGGAGAAAUCUAUAUAAGCUUGCAGGAGAAUUGAUUUAUCCAGCAGAUGUGUCAAUUCAGAAUAUAACUCGAGAAAACAUUGUAAGCUAUAAUCCGACUUCUGAGCCUUUGUCUGUGGACGAUAUCAUAGUAAAGCCGUUUACGUUGACAUAUGGGAAUCCUGCUGACAGGGUGUGGUUUUAUAAAGGAGACUCAAAAUUCUUGAUUCCUCGAGAAAAAGUUAGCACGUUAAUUCCUGGGAAUUAUUGUGAUAAAUAUGUGAGGGUUUUCGUAAGAAACCCUGAGAAGCAAGAAGUCGCGAAAAAAGCGUUUGAAGCCUUCUGCCAAAAAGAGAGAUAA
Molecule: messenger RNA, 1251 nt
Organism: Blepharisma stoltei
Lineage: Eukaryota; Ciliophora; Heterotrichea; Heterotrichida; Blepharismidae
Source: the annotation of a GenBank genome assembly